AUGGGAUUAGCUCCAUCCCGUCGUCUGCUUUACUCUGGCAGUGAUGCCCCGCUAUGGUUUGUCAGUGCUCCUUCUGAACUCUGUGCGAAUGAAAAGCAUCGAGAACAGGAUAAUGGUCACACCUCUGCAGUGAAAGAAUGUGUUUUGGCAUCAACUGAUACAAACUUACCACCUCCUUCCUUUUCGCAGCUGCGUCUGGUGCCUCUUAUUAAACGUUACUUUCCAUCAUCCGAUAGUGUUUUGUUCAAACAGUUAUUAGAGGCCCGUAAACAUCAACACCCUCGCUACCAUUUCCUAUGCAAACAGUUUUUACCACCUACAGCAUAUAUUGACCCCACAGCCCAUUACUAUGAUCUGGAACUACGGGAAUCUGAAAAGGAAUCUGUGGGAAAUGAGGUAUAUGAAACCAUAUUACCGGCGACUAAGGCGCCAUUUUCUUCUGCAGAUGUUAUGUAUGAAUUAUUGGUGGAGAACACGGAGAGGAUUCUUUUUGAUAAUGAAGAAGAACUUAAAGAAGCAAUGCAAGCCAAUAUAGAUGAAUCUUAUAAUAAUAAUAAUAAUAAUAAUAAUAAUACUACUUCUAAUAAUGUUUCUGGUGGAAAAUCCAAUAGUGGUAAACACCGACGUAUUCGUCCUGUGCCAUGUGCUGUUCUCAUACUACGCUGCCAUGGUCCUGCUGUACAGGUAUGGAAUAAUAACAUUGCGUCCUUUGGUUUAGCGAAUGCCGUAGAGGCAAUGUCUCUUUCUCCUAGAGGACGAGAUGCGACCGUUGUAGUAGAGGAUGGACGUUCUUGGCUUGUAUGGGAAAUGAAUGGAGUAAAGAUGAGUGGUUGUAUGGGAGGUUUUUACGGUUGUUGGACAUUGGAUGAACUUCUUCACUGUGGGAAUCAUGAAGAUAUGAUUAAAAGCCCUAAAUCUAAAAUGAUUUCUUCUUUUCCAUACUCUUCUACAGGACCUUUUGGUCUUGUUGAGAGUAGUCUCAUCGUUUCAGGAUGUGUAGAACGUGAUGUUGGAGAGCGUGAACAACCACAUGCUUGGGUAGCCGCUUGUCGAGCUUUUUCGAAUACCAUAAUAGAAUCAUUUCCGAAUUCUCAAUUACAUCAAAAUAAUCAACAUCAAAUUCCACUACACCCUGUUUCUAUGUUGAGGCAACUUGAUCUAAGUUUUAUUCCACUGCUUUCAAAUAUACCUCAGAUGCAGUUAUGUAGACAGGUACAUCUCUUCAUGAACAUUAUGGUGGAUUUGGCACCAGAGAUCCCAACACUGGCUAAACUCCAGAUGCUACUUCGAGAACGUAAUAACAAACAAGUUUCUGGAGAUUCACGUACAAUACCUUUUCAAGGAGAUCUCAACAAGGAAUAUAUUUUGGAAGCAGCAAAUAAUACUGUGUCUGGAGUACAAAGAUAUGGGGGAGAUGAAAAACAAAUGAAUACGGAAGAAUCUAAUAAAGGGAAUGGUGUACCAUCACUGACACUACCUUCAUCAUCUUUUAUAUCACUGCAGGAAAAAGGAAUUUGCAGUUACAUUGCUGAUGGUGCUGUGGUGUUGCGCCUUUCUAAUGACAGAGUGGUUGAAGCAUUACAAAAGUUAUCAUGUAUCCCACUAAGUGAUAGUACCGAAAGUAUUGUGAUGGCUCUUACUUCACGGGUACCACCACCAUUACAGUACCGGGGUGAGCUUCGUCCUCCUAACGCGUAUGAUAUGUGUAAAGAAAAGCUUUCCGGUGUGGUUCGUCGAGCAGAACCCUAUGCUUCUGAAAGUCUUCUUCUUUCGUGGAGUCAGUUACAAUCUCAGGAUGUGUUUUCAGUAGGUCGUGAAUUUGAUGGUGUUCCAUUUUCUUUUCUCAUUGCCCCUGAAUUACCACCAGAUUUUACAGGAGGAGACGGAGGAGGCGGUGAUAGGUCUAAUUUGGGUACACAAUGUCCUGUACCUCAGAAAAAUCCAAAGCAUUCAGCUUGUUCAGGACCUUUAAAAGUACCAAAUAUCUCUGUGUCAUUUGGAGACUUAAUUCGAUGUGAUCUUGUGAAUGGUUGUUGGUAUAUUGAUCGACAACUACAUGCAGAGGAUGUGGCAUUAUCUUGGAUGCGACGUGUGGCUGGAAAGGCGCGUGAGUCAAGAGAUUUGGAUGAACAUUGGUUGCGGUUUCCACAACAAGAGGGCGAAAUAAUGGAUGAGGGAAAUGAGAAGAACAGUGAAACAAGUAGUAAUAUAAAAGGGGUGAUGGUACGUCUUGGACGCUUUCGGCCAUGGCAUGUGCAGCAUGAUGGUUAUUCUUAUUUUCAUUGUAUUACUCUGCGUGGAACUGGUCCACCACCAACAGAUGCUGCUGCUGCUGUUACUACUGGUGUUGGGAAAUCAACCGAUCAAGGUGCAGAGGCAUUUGUAAAUGCUGGUACACCACGAGCACCUAAAAAGAAGAAGGGCAACACUACCACUACCAAUACCACUACUACAAUACCAGCCACGGCAGCAAUAGCAAGAACAACAACAACAACAGGAGGAGGAGGAGGAAAUUCAACAGGGACGUCAAGAACAACAGAUAUGAUAGGCAACCGAUAUCCUACUUUUGAUGGUGGAGCUAUGGAUAGGUACAUGGACUCUUCAUCAUCGGCCCCAGUAAACUACUACCCCAUGGACCGUCGAAUGCCCCCCAGUCCACAGAAUCCACCGACACUCCCUCUCUUCCACCGCCCACCGUCCUUCCGGCAGUCUCAAUCGAUGCCGUACCCGGCGGCGGUGGGGUCGGAGUCGCGGGAGGAGCCCACCCUCACCGUCUCCCGGCUGGUGGAGGGGUGGGGGACCUUCGAGAUGGAGCGGGUGCCCAGCCAGUGCAGCAGCCCCAGUGCCCUCGGCCCCCGCUCCCAUUCCCUGCAUCUCCAUCCACCCUCGCUGCCCUCCCCCGCCGGCACGCAACUCGGCGGGUGGGAUACACCGGGCGGUGGCUCCCCCGCCGCCCCCGCCGCUCUCAGUCGCCCGUCCUUCUCAUGGCGUGGAUACUCCCCGCAGAAACCGGGAGGGACACCCACCUAUAAUAGUGCAGCUCCACACGUCUCUUGGCGUGUGCCGAGUCCAUUCACCGUCUCCGCAGCCUCUACGAUGAGUUAUCCCUCCACGCGAGGGUCUCACAUUGGACCAGUGCCAUUCAAAAUAGCACGGGUUCCAGUUUUGAAUCAUACAAGUAUUACUGCAGGGUCACAGCCUUUGGUGAAUGCGAUGGAGAGCCCAGCAUAUUCAGGUAUUAGUGUGGGUUCAUUUGGUGGGGAACAUGUGGGAUUUGCAGUGACACCACCUCCAAUUGCGAAUUUGUCAUCUAUGGAUAUGGGACACUUGCCAUCGUGUGAAGCACGUACUGCUCGUCCAUCAGAUAACCGCAGCAGAGACCAGAAACGUAAAAUUAUAGUUUCCAUCAGUGAUGUUGAAGUGAGAAGUAACAAUAACAGCGAUGAGAAUGACGACAAUGGUAGGAGUAGCGGAGGUACACAAAACAACAACAACAACAUAAAUCAGUAUGACAGCAGUGGCAGCAAUAAUAAUAAUAGUAAUAAUAAUGGUAAUAAUAUUACUCUAACCAAUAAGUUUUACCGUGAGAGACAGGGAUCCACUGUAUCAAUCCCUGAAUAUGAAUUGGAAAGAAGCAGACGUUCACCAUAUGAUGCGCUUCGAAACAGUUCACCGGAGUCAAAUCUAUCGCUUGCAUCCUCACCACAUUCAGGAGUACGUUUGUACAAAAAUAACCAACAACAAUACCGCUGGAAUCCUUACGGUUCACAACCCUCUGAAGAAUGA
Trypanosoma theileri is the source of this 3786-nucleotide messenger RNA. RefSeq lists its product as uncharacterized. Bases 1 to 3786 code for a protein of 1261 amino acids. The transcript has a single exon. Lineage: Eukaryota; Euglenozoa; Kinetoplastea; Trypanosomatida; Trypanosomatidae. The record is from RefSeq and is a predicted model, not a curated record.